UCAUGGCGGAGAGUGCGAGUGAGCCGAAACCCGGAGUUCCUCACACUAAACUCGCUUCUUCGGACGUCGUUGGGGUUGAACUGAAGGAUGACACUCCAGGGGUCAGCGGCGAGGUCAUGCUCGUCAACACAGACAGCUUCGAGGAGUGCAACCACGACCUGGACACGCAGUUCAGCGGCGGGGAGGACGCCCCCGACUCUCCCAUCCGGAAGGUGCAGGAGGAGCAGGAGAGUGAGCUGGUUGGUGGCAUGGGCAGUGUUGCAAUGACAGAAGAAGAGGAGAAGACGCCCUCGGAGGACACCACCACCACAGAGACGGAGCCAGGGGAUGACGACGACGGCGAGGACUCCCAGGACGAGGAGUAUCUGGAGAGCCUGGAGUGGAUUCAGCAGGAGAAGCACGUGUUCAUCCUGAGCGAGUCGGGGAAACCCAUUUACACAAGACACGGAAAGGAAGACAGACUCGUGACGUUAUUUGGACUCAUGCAAGCACUGGUUUCCUUUGUAGCAGAUUGCGAUGAUGUCAUGAGAUGCAUUAUAUCUGGCAACCACAAAUUUGUAUUUCUCGUGAAGUCGCCCUUGAUUCUCGUUGCUGUGUCACACACGGUUGCCAGUGUUCCACAGCUUAUUAUGCAGCUUACCUAUGUUCAUAACCAGAUCGUCAGCGUCCUCACAGGAUCUGCCCUCACAAGAAUGUUUGAAAAGAGACGUAACUAUGAUUUCCGUCAUUUACUGGGAGGAACGGAGCGGCUAUUGGACAACCUCCUGAAUCUCCUGGACUGCCAUCCCUCCUUCCUCUUGGGGGCCGUUCAGAGCUUACCUCUUGCCACGUCUGUCAGGGACACCAUCACGCAGACCAUCAUUCAGUAUUGUUCAAAGAUUAAGAACCUCGUAUUCGGCUUAAUCAUCAGCCAGAACCAGCUGAUCUCCCUCGUUCGCAUGAAGAAGUACCUCCUUCACCCAGCAGAUCUUCACCUGCUGUUUAAUCUUGUCAAUGCCACAGAAUCUUUAAAAACAAGUGAAAACUGGAUGCCUAUUUGUCUUCCAAAGUUUGACCCAAAUGGAUACCUGUUUGGCCACAUAUCAUAUUUGGCAGAUGACUGUGAAGCCUGCCUCUUGCUGCUCACAGUAGAUAGAGAACAGUUCUUCACUCUUUCAGAGGCAAAGCAGAAAAUUGUAGAUCGAUUAAGAAGACACCAUUGUUUAGAAGGAAUAAACACAGCAAUCCGCACGUCUGCAUACACAGUAAAAGCUGUAGGAGCCCCAGAGUUAAGACAUUUUUUGUACAAAUCUAAAACAACAGCUCAGUACACUUGUCCAGAGUUUACAGCUCCGUAUCACACAGAUGAAGAGCAGAAGCGUCUCUUUGGCAUGUACCAACUCCUCCACCACCGUGUGCACUCUGCAGCCCGCCCUCUUAAGAUGGUGUACAUGGUAAUGGACACAGAAACACUGGUUGGAUGGGUAACAAAGGAGUUUGAACUGUAUGCUGCACUGGAACCUCUAGUCACCAAGAGUAAUGCAAUUUUAUUUGUCAACAAACUACUACGAUGGAUCAAAAAUGAUGAAAACAAACUAUUCAUAUUAAGUUCCCCCACAUUUUAGCCAGUGAAGAAUGAUUAUAAAGAAAUUGUUUGCCACUGUUUUCAUCCUUGCAUGUUUUUUAAAUUAUAUUUAAUUCAUUCUAUGAAUUGGACUUGGUACAGUGAUUUCUAUAUAUAAAUAGAGAUAUUUAUCAUUAUCAGGGAAAGUUUCAUGAUCAAAAUAAACAUUCCAGUAUAAAAA
Penaeus indicus is the source of this 1784-nucleotide messenger RNA. It is a transcript of the gene Mon1, whose product is annotated as vacuolar fusion protein MON1 homolog A-like. Lineage: Eukaryota; Metazoa; Arthropoda; Malacostraca; Decapoda; Penaeidae. The record is from RefSeq and is a predicted model, not a curated record. Gene Ontology annotation, cellular component: Mon1-Ccz1 complex. Bases 3 to 1604 code for a protein of 533 amino acids. The transcript is spliced from 9 exons. Gene Ontology annotation, biological process: endosome to lysosome transport via multivesicular body sorting pathway; protein targeting to vacuole.